AUGAUUACUGUUGCGGCAACACCACUACUACUUUUACUGCUGGUGUUGGUGUCUCCAACAUCCACAACUGCCAACCAAAGUGAACAGCAGCAGCAGCAGGCGGGCGCUCCGCGGUCAGUUGGCAGCUUUGAAAUGUUGCAGCUGCAUUCAAAUGCAGUUAAUAAAUCAAAAGUCAUUAGUGGCGAGAUUGUUGGCGCAGUCACGGCAAAGAAAAUGGCAUUGGCAAUGAAGAAGGCCACUUUCGAAAGCGACGGCAUUGCCAGGGGGCAAGUGUUGAUGAACGGAGGCAGUGAGUUGCAGGAAGUUGCACAAAUGAGUGAUGUUAACAAAAUGCGAGUGAAACAAAAAGAGCUACAAAAACAAAUGUCGAAUAAAUUGUUAGCAACAUCGUUGCGGAUGCAACCGACAAAAACAAAAGAAGAAUUCAGCGUUGAGGGGGACGAAGUUGAGGCAACGACAAUGGCAACACUAAUAAACGGGAAUAGUAAACUUGUUGCUGCGAAUUACACAUUUUUGACUAGCAACAGCACAAAAUACAAAAACUUUAGUGGUUUCAGCGCACUCACCCAGGUGCGGGCAUUAAUGGGUGGUGCAAAGGUGGUUGAGCGCUUAGAGAAACAAGAUAUGACCAAACUGUCACAGCUGCAUUUAACGUCAGCUAUUAGCAGCAUAGCGGAGUUGAAUGCCAGUGGCAAGAAGGAAACUGGGGAUAAUAACGGGAGUCGGGCGGCGGCAGCGAAUAGCAAUGCGGCAGCAACGAAGGCCAGUGAGUCUCAGAGCAGCAGUAAAGUGGCAUUCUUAUGGCUGAAAGCUAUGCCAAUAACGGCACGAACGCCGAAAGUAAGGCAGCCACUUACGCUAAGUCAAACAGGUAAUAGCGAUGUUGAUGCAGAUGCUCCAGCUGUUUACAAACUUCGCGUGGAUGAUGGAGAUGGGGAUGGGUAUGGCAAUGACUCUCUAAUCAGCAGAGGCGCCAACAAGGUAGCCAAUACAAGUUUCAAACAAAUGUCGCAAUUUGUUAGACCAGCUAGUACAGUAAGCAUGGCAACAACAACACCAACAACGAUCACACAAAUAGUUAACUCAACAACGAUGAAGGUUACUUCUGACCCUGAAGUAACAAGCAAAGUAUUCGCAGAGGAGGUAAAAAACGGCAAAAGCUCUAGUAAGGUAUUCGCUGCAGCAUUGCGUACAAGCGAAAGUGCUACUGUGGCGGGACGACGAGACGAGAGUUUAAAUUCCAAGUCAGCGAUGACAGUAAAUAUUUUGCCAACAAUUUCAAGUAGUUCAGCUGAAGGCGGCUUAAGAGCUGACAGCGUGAAGGAGGGGUGGUCUGAUUCCGCGGAGAAGCCAAGAGUUAUUCAAACUGUAAGCUCUAAAGACGAAAAGUCAGAGCAGGUAGGAAGAAAUUUAAAAGAAAAUAAAGGCGUGCAACCGACGGUAGACAAUAAUAAUCUUGAAAGGCGCUUAGCGCGACUAAAGCUUACAAACACAAAGCCGAGUUUUAACAAUGAAAAUGCAAAGUCAGCUAAGAGUGAGAAGCCGAUAAGCGCUGAAUUGGCUGCACUGACAGAUGAGUUGACUAUGCCAGCGCAGUCAGGAAAUGAGCAAGCGGAGCAAAAGCAUUUUAAGCAAAAUGAUUUGCAUGCAGUAGGCGGUGUAAGAGUAGCACAUCAAGCUUCGAAAGGCGCAAAGCAAUUAGCAGACAGUGUGCAAGGUGGGCGGCAAAGAGGUUUUCCACCACCGCAGCAAUCAAUUUCCAAAAGUCAAAUGGAUCUGCAGCGAGGAUACACAGAGACAGAAGCGAUGUAUUUAGUGCACACAAAGCCGCCAGCUCAAGAAUCACAGUUGAUCACACACAAGCCACGUCGACAAAGCAACCACUUGGAACAGCAAAGCGACCACUUGCCGACAAAGUCGAAAGCGCAACAAAUUCCCAUGCCACUGGAAGGUGAGGUGGCAGGGAAAGACAAGUACUUUAGCCAAGCACCGAAUGCGGCAGUAGCCGUGCAAAUAGAUGGACUUAACCUUGCCGAGAAGCGAAGAAAAAUGCAGAGACCAGAAUUGAAGGAAACAAACUGGCAAUCAAAGCCUCGUGAGGAGCAGUUGGCGGCGCUCGGAGAACGAGUGUAUGAAACUGAAAAUAUUUUAGCGCUAAAUGAGCUAUUCUUUAGUAAACAGCAAACUUUAAAGAAACCUAACAAUCAAAGUGAAUUAGCAGCACGGCAGCAGCAGCAGCAGCAUAAAAUGUUGUUCGAAGCAGUUAGUGCUGAACGAAAAAAUCCUAAGCUGGCCAAAGUGAAGAACAAGGCAGCGAAGUCAGUGGAAACUUUCACCAAAAUUGGCGAACAAGCAAAACUUGCAAACAACCAAAGCGCCACUCAUGGAGGCAGCACAAAUAAAAGCUUAAGUGGCACAAAUGAGAAUGCAAUGCCGAAGCUUAACCGCGACAAGUCAACAGAUGAGGCCAAGUUGUGGCAAAAAACAAGAAGCGAGACAGAAUUUAGGGCGAACGUUGAUUUGAGUAAGCAGGCAGUGGCCGAAAGCGCGGGCUACAGCCAGCGAGGAGACAGCAAGAGAAAAGUGCCUGAAGAACUGCAGCGCGCACUGAAAUAUGCAAACAAACAAGUCGGCGACGAUGAACCUACGACUACUGUGUCCAAGCAGCGAGCGGGUGAGUUCAGUGUAGCUGUGGCAGCUGAGUCAUUGUGGAGACAAGACGAAAAGCAGCUAGAGCAGAAGCUGACUAAUGCGCGCCAAAGCACAGAUUUCGCAGAAGCUCAGAGCAAAGUAAAUAACUCAGCGGAAAUGCAAGGCAUACAUUUUUUAAAUAAGACAAAUAUGACGGAACGUCAAACACUAUUUACGCUUGGGAAUAAUAACAGCAAAAUUGCGGACAGCUACACUAACACAAGUGAACUGAAAGCUGCGGGUUUUAAGCGCAGGCCGAUGAUAGAUAGCAAUGCGGCAGAUACCAAAGCUAUAGGCGCAAAAGAAACUUUACUAAAUGCGAAGGAACCGAUCAAAAAAAGUUUACUAGUUAAUGUGAAUUACAGCGCAAAAAUGACGGCACAACCAAUUGUGGAGAUUAACGAACACGAACAGGAGAAUGAACUAGCAAAAAAUUUACCCAAUAAACAACUCACGCCAGCAAUCACUCCGCAGAUGGAGGAAAGGAAAAAAUUCGUAAAUCUCUUAAUGAAGCCGCAAAACUGCACACUCGCCACAUUUAAUGAUAGUAAGCGCACAACCAAUGAAAUGGCAGCGCAACAGCCCGCCGUCGAAGAAGUACAGCUCAUCUCAAUCCCUCUAUUAAAGGACGACAGCCGCUUUACAAGCGAUAAGGGAAAUGAAACGCGAGACGCUCAACGGCAGACUAUCAAACAAAGUGAUUGGGAUGCUGUUAGUUUGCCGCUACCGCUGUUGGAUUACAACGAGCGCACCGAAAGCGAGACUAUGGCAGACUGGCAACAAAGGCAAAACCGAGUAGCAGCCUACAUACGCCGCCCUGACAUGCGAACGGGUGAGGCACUAAAGCUGAAUGCCACAUUGUUCAACGCUGAUGGCGAAGUGGUCGCGAAGGAGGACGCCAACGAUGAUAACUCAAAAGCGGAAGCAAAAGAAAAAGCGCCAACAACGAGUACAACCACAACAGCCACAGUAAACACAAUGCUAGAGGAAAUGAUGAGCGCGCGCACAGUGAGCCACAUGGAUGCUACCACGAUAAUCAAUUUGGAUGUCGGCGAACGGCUGGUAAAUGGAGCAGCUGCAGCAGCGGCGACUGAGGCGGAAAUCAAUGCGAACAAUACGCACCAGCUUCAUUACGCAGCCCCAAAUGUAAAUGCCACCAACAUGAAACUUUCCAAAGCAACACAUGACAACGCAACAGAUGUGGAUGCGGUGGCGCAGACGGGUGCUAGCGCUGCAACAAUGAGGACCAACAUUGACGCUAACAAUGAGAGCGGAAAUAAUGCCUCAGGUCUAUUUAAUUCCAACAGAUUGCCAAAGCACAAUCAAGCGACUGAAAAACCAAUUACAACAAUAAAAAAUGUUACAACAGGCACAUUACUUCAAACAACAGUCACAAUUCCUGAUACCUCAAAUAGCAAUACAACCAAUGCUACGCCUGCCAAAUGGUCGCCAACAACAACUACAACAGCUGUAUUGGCGGAUACAACUAGCAAUAACCCAAAAAGCGCAUGCAAUAACACUUCAGAGAGCAUUAUCGGUAUUACCGCCGCAGGCAACUCAAAUGCCGCAGCACACGCAACCACAGAACCGUCGACAGUAUCGAGCACCACUGCCAAAGCUGCUGUCACAGCGACAAUAGCCACAUCUUUGGUGUCCAAAGUAAUGAACUCCGCAGUGAAGGCGCAACCAACGGCGUCAGCAGCAACAAUAACACGCUCAGAUUGGACAGCGCACCCAACGACGUCAGCAGCAACAAUAACACACUCAGAUUGGGCAGCAAAUGGUACUCAGCCAACAGGAGAUACUACGUUCUUUCUGCUGCCGACCUUGGCUGGACUAACGUCAAUAACGACACCAACAAUAGCGACACAGUAUGCUUUGAUGUCCACCGCAGCAGCAGCGGCAUCGGCAUCGGCAGCAGCAAUCAUGUCCACGCCAACUGCAACUAGCACCACGGCGGCAGCCGGUGCUGCAUGGCCCGUAAAGCACGCUUCAGUAAUGGAAGGCGAUGUCAUACUGGGCGGCCUGAUGAUGGUCCACUCACGCGAGGAUAGCAUCACAUGUGGCCCGAUUAUGCCACAGGGUGGCAUUCAGGCGCUCGAGGCCAUGCUCUACACGCUGGAUCAGGUGAAUAAGCAGCAACUGUUGCCGAAUGUUACGCUGGGCGCACACAUUUUAGACGAUUGCGAUAAGGAUACCUAUGGACUGGAGAUGGCGGUCGAUUUCAUUAAAGAUGGAAAUUAUGUGCUGGUCGUAACUGCUGCUGCUGCUCUGAUAUCAAUAAGCGCAAUGGAUACGCAGCAAGGAGCUGGCAGCGCACUGAUUGCCUCCGGCUGA
Rhagoletis zephyria (snowberry fruit fly) is the source of this 5028-nucleotide messenger RNA. RefSeq lists its product as uncharacterized. Gene Ontology annotation, cellular component: membrane. NCBI's taxonomy places the organism in Eukaryota, Metazoa, Arthropoda, Insecta, Diptera, Tephritidae. Gene Ontology annotation, biological process: G protein-coupled receptor signaling pathway. Gene Ontology annotation, molecular function: G protein-coupled receptor activity. The record is from RefSeq and is a predicted model, not a curated record.